CUGAGCGUCAGGACUUCCGGUUGGGAUAGAAGAGAAGAGUUGUUGGUUCAGGGUGAGGGGGCGAAGCGUCUUCCGGGGCUGGUCUGCCGGACGUCGGGGCUGGAGAGAUGUUCCGGACCGCCAUCAUGAUGGCUGCCAGCCUGGCCUUAACCUCCGCCGUGGUGGCUCACGCCUAUUACCUGAAGCACCAGUUCUACCCCACUGUGGUGUACCUUACCAAGUCCAGUCCCAGCAUGGCGGUGCUGUACAUUCAGGCUUUCGUCCUGGUGUUCCUGCUAGGCAAAUUCAUGGGGAAAGUGUUCUUCGGACAACUCCGAGCGGCAGAAAUGGAGCAUCUGCUCGAGCGGUCGUGGUACGCCGUGACAGAGACCUGCCUGGCCUUCACUGUCUUCAGGGAUGACUUCAGUCCUCGCUUUGUGGCUCUCUUCACCCUCCUCCUCUUCCUCAAGUGCUUCCACUGGCUGGCUGAGGACCGGGUGGACUUUAUGGAGAGAAGUCCCAACAUUUCUUGGCUUUUCCAUUUCCGCAUUGUCUCUCUGAUGGUGCUUCUGGCCAUCCUAGAUUUCCUGUUCGUCAGCCACGCCUACCACAGCAUCCUGACCCGGGGGGCGUCUGUCCAACUGGUCUUUGGCUUUGAGUAUGCCAUCCUCAUGACGAUGGUGCUGACCGUCUUCAUCAAGUACCUGCUGCAUUCCAUAGAUCUCCAGAGCGAGAACCCCUGGGACAACAAGGCCGUCUUCAUGCUCUAUACAGAACUCUUCACGGGUUUCAUCAAGGUCCUCCUCUACAUGGCCUUCAUGACCAUCAUGAUCAAAGUGCACACCUUCCCGCUUUUCGCCAUCCGGCCCAUGUACCUGGCGAUGAGGCAGUUCAAAAAAGCAGUCACGGAUGCCAUCAUGUCCCGCCGGGCGAUCCGCAACAUGAACACACUGUACCCUGAUGCCACUCCAGAAGAGCUGCAGGCCAUGGAUAACGUUUGCAUUAUCUGCCGGGAGGAGAUGGUGAUGGGUGCGAAACGUCUGCCGUGCAAUCACAUAUUCCACACCAGCUGCCUCCGAUCCUGGUUCCAGCGCCAGCAGACCUGUCCCACGUGCCGGAUGGAUGUCCUCCGCGCCUCCCUGCCCACGCAGUCCCAGCCGCCUCCCGAGCAGCAGGAGGGAGGGCAGCAUCCGCCCCAGCCCCAGGCCCCGCUGAUCCCCCAGCCAGCGAACUUCCCCCAAGGCCUCCUGCCUCCAUUUCCUCCCGGGAUGUUCCCACUUUGGCCUCCCAUGGCUCCCUUCCCUCCAGUGCCAGGGGUCCAGCCCCCCAACAAUACCGACGGUGCCUCCGCUGCUGCUUCCUCCCCACCAGGAGCCCAACUGGCAGGCGCCACAAGGCCCAGCGGGGAUUCCGCAUCUACGUCAGACACCGAAGCCUCCGCAGGGACCGUGCCGGGUUUCCCCUUCCCUCCCCCUUGGAUGGGCAUGCCGUUCCCCCCUCUCUUUGGGUUCCCUCCAAUGCCAGUUCCACCUUCAGGGUUUGCAGGGCUGACGGAGGAGGAGCUGCGGGCCAUGGAAGGCCACGAACGGCAACACUUGGAAGCCCGACUGCAGUGCCUCCAAAACAUUCACACCCUCCUCGAUGCGGCGAUGCUGCAAAUCAACCAGUACCUCACCGUGCUGGCGACGAUCGGGACGCCGCGAGCCGCCCCAACACCCCCCAGUGCUCCAGCCACUUCGGCGCCCUCUCCCGAGACCCCUAGCCCUGAGUCGAAUUCCACUGAACUCACCCCCACGACUUUCCAGCCUGCUGACAGCACCUCUUCGCCAGAUACGUCUCCAGCGGCAGACAAAGCAGAGGGUCCAACAGAGCCAUCCAGCCCCAGCCAGGAUGGGGAGGCCUCCUCCCCAGAAGAGCCCAACGCAGCCGAGCUGCGCAGACGCCGGCUUCAAAAACUAGAACUGCCUUCUUCCUCUCACUGAGACCCCGGUGAGCCGUGCUCCCUGCCUGGGGUUACUUGCCUAAUGGACUUCUUUCCCUUCCCUCCCCCCCAAACCAAAUGGAAACGAGAAGAACCAAGCCUCCCCCCCUCACUGCGGCAGCAGAAUGCAGAGGGGCACAAGGAAGAAGACCUGGAUGUCUUACCUCGGGAGAUGGGGGCUGCAGUUCUACAGGACUGUGGUGGGGGCGGUGGGAACAAUGGGCAGGGCGAGUUUGCCUAGGCUUCUACCAUUAAGAGGAAUUAGCAGUGUCUUCUGCAAUACAGGCCAGGCCGACCUGCCCCGUUGCACCAGAAUAGGGAUGCGGCUUGUUUCAAAUCUCUUGCGUUGGUGUCUCGACUGGAUGGAGCGUUAGCCUAGAGACAGCCGGGGUGGGGAGAGUCUCUCUCUCUCAUUUGGGAGGGAGGGAUGCACGGUCUAAAAGUGGAGGUAGUUCCUAGUUUUGAGAGCUCCCCUGUCAAUUAGGCAGAGGGUAGCUUCUCCCACACAAUGCUUUGGUCUCCUUUCCUAGGCAGGACGUGCGUGUGCGUGUGGGUGCGCACGUGUAAAGUUUUUGCUAGUCCGUCCUACGGAAAGCAACCGUGUCAUUUUGCAGGGAUAACGAGCUGAAAGAAGAGCUUCUAUUUUUGUAGGGGAAACAGCCCAGUGGACAUCUCUCGAUCACUUUUGUCCUGCCAAGCCUUAGUCCUGUUCUCUUCCCUCCGGAGAUGCUUUCCACUCUCCCCUUCCUGUGCAGCCAGCCUGGGAUGGGGCGGGUGGGAGUGGGGGCGUUUGAAUGAACGAAUUAAUGUUCUGGCAGAUCGAAGCCUCUCUUGGAGGCUUCACAGUAAACCCGUGACUUAAAUCUUUUUCUCUGCUUCUUUCUUUGGCUCUUAAAAAAGGGGGGGGGGAUUCCCAAAGACACAGGACCGAGGAAGAACUCUUACGCUGCCUCGCUGCUCUUGGGGGUCCAGGAAGGGUGGGAGUCUGGAAUAAGAUUUUCACUGCUUCUGACUGUAGCGGUGGGGUUUGUAACCCUGCGUUGUAACUCUGGAUAUCUACUCUGGCUGGCAAGGAGAGGUUUGAGGGCCAGGGGGAACCACACAAAUCUGGAGAGAGCUGAGAGUGUUCUUCCAGCAGGUUUACAUCCCGUCAGUUGGAAAGAGUUGGCUCUACUCACCGUUUCCAGUUUUGCUGUUCUGAGAGCCCUCUUCUUUCUCUGCAGCACUUCUGCGUCUCUCGGCUCCUGCGCUGUCUUGGCGUUGCGUUUUGUUUAGUUUUGGUUUCUGGACAGAAAGAGCCCCUUCCCAUUUUUGCAGGGAGGCCAAUUUUCUGAUGAGGUGCUGGAAGCAAACCUCUUUGAGAACACAGCUAUCACCAGGUGUCCAUGGGGGGGGGUGUCCCUGAGCCCUGCAGCCGCGCUUCGGCCCCCUCUUCUGAUGAGUUGCUGUCCUUUGCGUUUCAUCCAUGAAAGGUUUUUGGAAGGGUAGAAUAGAGAUCCACCUUCCAAGACAAUUUUUUUUCCUUUGAAAUCUCUGUAGGAAUUCUAGACAGGCAAAUUGAGCCUCGUGACAUAUGUAGGGGUCCCCGAGUCCCAGGAACAGGGCAGUUUCCCCCGGACUUGGCGAUUUUCACACUACAGGUGUUUGGUGAUGUGUGUCCUGUUCCCCAUUAUCAUGGGGAAACGACUUCUGAAUGAGGCUCUAACCCUUCCCAGCGAAACCCCUUCAUUCAGCAGACUUAGCAUUUCCCCCCAUUUUCCCUAAAGCCUGCUUUCCUAAAGCCUGCUUUUCCUCUGCAUCGCUUCUAAGAUACUGACUUUUUUGAAAUGCUAGACAUCCCCCCCUCCUCCCCCCCCACAACAGAUCAGCCAAACAUUUGCAUUUUGGGGCUGUGGAGUAUUUUUUUUUCCUGAAGCACUAUUGUUUUAAGAUGGGUCAAUGAUCAGUAUUGUUAUUGGCUAGAUCUGGAGGCAGAACAGGGCUGGCUGAAAGUAUUGAUGUCAAUAAAAGACUGUGCUCAAA
Messenger RNA from Python bivittatus (Burmese python), 3982 nucleotides. It is a transcript of the gene SYVN1, whose product is annotated as synoviolin 1. Gene Ontology annotation, molecular function: ubiquitin protein ligase activity. Gene Ontology annotation, cellular component: endomembrane system. Lineage: Eukaryota; Metazoa; Chordata; Lepidosauria; Squamata; Pythonidae. Gene Ontology annotation, biological process: proteasome-mediated ubiquitin-dependent protein catabolic process; ERAD pathway. The record is from RefSeq and is a predicted model, not a curated record.